This is a messenger RNA of Juglans regia (Persian walnut), 2445 nucleotides long. RefSeq names its product cyclin-T1-4-like. The coding region runs from base 240 to 2036 and encodes 598 amino acids. NCBI's taxonomy places the organism in Eukaryota, Viridiplantae, Streptophyta, Magnoliopsida, Fagales, Juglandaceae. Gene Ontology annotation, cellular component: cyclin/CDK positive transcription elongation factor complex; nucleus. The transcript is spliced from 7 exons. The record is from RefSeq and is a predicted model, not a curated record. Gene Ontology annotation, biological process: regulation of transcription by RNA polymerase II; positive regulation of DNA-templated transcription, elongation. Gene Ontology annotation, molecular function: cyclin-dependent protein serine/threonine kinase activator activity.
UGCAGGACGCCCAUAAAGCAAAGGAAAGCCCCCCAAAAAUAAAAAAAGAAGAAAAAAAAAGAAGAAGAAAAGAAGCCCUCAACGCGAUAAGCGAUCUGCAGCAGCGUCGGCAACAUCAAGCAGCCAAGACGCACCAGCGGCGGCAGCAACGCCGCCUUCACCAUCUAACCAGGAAAGGACAUUUUCUUGCUGCAGUAGAAGCAUCUUUGUCCAUUUUUUUGUACUUUAUAGAGAUACAGAUGGCUGGAAUUUUACCUGGGGAGUCAUCGUAUCAUGGCACAUCUGAUGGUGGGUCUUCAAGAAAUUCUCAAGACAGGCAAGAGGAAGUGGGUCGUUGGUAUCUGUCAAGAAAGGAAAUUGAAGAACAUUCCCCAUCAAGAAGGGAUGGGAUUGACCUGAAGAAAGAAACAUAUUUACGCAAGUCGUACUGCACAUUUUUGCAGGAUUUGGGCAUGAGGCUAAAAGUGCCCCAGGUAACCAUUGCCACAGCAAUAAUAUUUUGUCAUCGGUUUUUCCUUCGUCAAUCGCAUGCCAAGAAUGACAGAAGGACAAUUGCAACUGUGUGUAUGUUCCUCGCUGGGAAGGUAGAAGAAACCCCUCGUCCGCUCAAGGAUGUUAUUCUCGUUUCUUAUGAGAUAAUACACAAAAAAGAUCCUGCUGCAGCCCAGAGGAUCAAACAGAAGGAAGUAUAUGAACAACAAAAAGAGCUAAUUUUAUUGGGGGAACGGGUCGUACUUGCCACUUUGGGUUUUGACCUCAAUGUUCACCACCCAUAUAAGCCCCUUGUUGAAGCGAUAAAGAAAUUUAAGGUUGCUCAGAAUGCCCUAGCGCAAGUUGCGUGGAACUUUGUUAAUGACGGUCUGAGAACAUCGCUCUGCCUGCAAUUCAAGCCUCAUCACAUUGCAGCAGGUGCCAUUUUCCUUGCUGCCAAGUUCCUCAAAGUGAAGCUUCCAUCGGAUGGUGAGAAGGUCUGGUGGCAAGAAUUUGAUGUCACCCCUCGGCAAUUGGAGGAAGUUAGUAAUCAAAUGCUGGAACUCUAUGAGCAAAACAGGGUGCCCCCAUCGCAAGGGAGUGAAGUGGAAGGAAGUGUUGGCAGUGGGCUGAGUCAUCAGGCCCCGGCAAAACCUCCAUAUGUGAAUGAGGAACAGGCUUCGAAGCAAAUUUCAUCUCAUCUAGCGCCUGAUUAUUCGUUUGCUGACAAUCAUGGCAUGCCAGCAAGAAGCACUCAAUAUCGAAGUAAUGAAAAUGGGAGUGCAGAGAUGGAUAGUGUUAUUACUGAGCACAUGGUGGAUGUAGAAACUAAAGAUGAUCAACAUUUUGAUAAUUUUCCCUUAAAGGAGAACAUGAGAGAAGUACCGAAUAGAUCCAAGGUGGGAAUAGAGAGAGCUGGUAGUGAAGACCAAGAAAGGAACGGUGGGAGAAAUGAGACUGCUGAACCAGGAGAGUGGAGGGAUGAGGGUGUCUCACGAAAGUCUGGCAGUUUGGUUGGUCGAAGUGUGGACCUUCGGAAAGGCCCCCUUGGCCAGUCGCCUAAAGAAGCUAUAAAGAUUGAUAAGGUCAAGGUUAAGGCAGCACUUGAGAAAAGAAGGAAGUCUCGUGGGGAAAUAACAAGGAAGAAAGAUGUGAUGGAUGAGGAGGAUCUCAUUGAGAGGGAACUUGAAGAUGGGGUCGAAUUGGCAGCUGAGGAUGAGAAAAACAAACGUGAUAGAAGGCAAAGCUGGUCAAAAUCUGAGAAUUUAGAUCAUGGGAAGGGCCAUGAGGAUGUUGGAGUUGGAAACCACUUGAAGGGGCAAUUGUCGAGGGGAUUGGAAGGAGAGAAUGCAGAAGAGGGAGAGAUGUUGGAUGAUGCUUCACCUAUGUUGAGCAGCCGUAAGAGAAAAGCUGGCAGCCCACGGGACAGGCAAUUGGAGGGGAAGAAGCGGCAUGACUAUAUGCCGAGUUAUCACCAUGACUAUAUAGAUGAUGGACAUAGGAUGAGCCGGGUUGGUUAUGCAGAUAGGGACCACAGAAGGCAUUCCCAGGAGAAUCAUUUGUGAGCGAGUACAUGCUGGAUGCACUUGCAUGGUUAAUACAAGCUGAGAUGAUCCGAAUGUCAGAUCAAUAAAUUCAUGUUAAUAUUCGAUUGAUUUGGAUUAUGAGGGGAGCCAAUAUGACUGUUGAAGAUAUCGUGGGAUGAGGAUACUUCAAUGUUCAUGUAAUAAGGGCAGGGCUACUGAGAGAGUAAAGAGGCAAGUGCUAUUUAUUUAGUCAGCAUCAAGAAUUAAGCCCAGAUCCACUCCUCUCUGGCAAAUGCUUUGCGACUGUGGUAGAAAGAACGAGGAAUGUAGUGUUUUUUUUUUUUUUUUUGCCACAUUUUUUAAGAACAUAUUGUUUGUCACUUAACAUGACCGUAAUUAUAUCCACACUUGCAAUUUCAAUGUCAAGUUUCCUGGUUACCUUGUUACA